UCUUUUUAGGAUGGCCAUUACACUCUGAGGGUCCUCUAUCCAGAUGAAGCCGGACAGUUAGAUAUCGCUACAGUGUCUUGUGAUGCAAACCAACGCCUCGCUGUUUCCCUAAAACAGCUGAGUGUGCAGUCAGAUCAGAUGCCAGUUUGUGCAAAACUCCCCCCGACACAACUGUCCCAGGUAUCACCUGCCCUGCCUCCAGCAGACCCUCUGCUGCUCAACAGCAAACCUGAAGGCUGCAGCAUCUCUGCCGAUCAGAGGGUGUUGUGUGGCACCUCGAAUAUAACGCAAGACGGCUGCUUGGCUAAAGGAUGCUGUUUUGAUGCAGAGACCGCAGUCUGCUAUUAUCCCAUGGAUGAAUGCACUGCUGAUAAGAACUUUGUCUUUGUUGUUUAUAAUGAUUUCGCAAACAUCUCUGUGAACCCCAUGAGCCUGAUGGUUGCUGGAAAGCCUGGUUGCAAGCCUGUUAUCUCCAACAAAGACUUCGCCAUCUUCAAGUUUUCUGUCUCCGAGUGUGAAACGCGCUCUUUCGUAAUUGGCGAGACGAUAAUUUACCUGGCUGAGGUACAGACCAUCAUCAGAGUUCGCAACCUGAAGUACGGCAUGAUCUCCAGGGAUAACCCAAUCAGACUGAUGGUCGAAUGCCGCUACCGGAGGGUUGCAGCCUCUCCCAUGGUUGGCCGACCCGUGCUUAUGAGUGCAGGAUACAUGGUUAUGAGUCCCAGUCUGCCUCCAUACCUGCUGUCUGAAGGACUGUUUGGAGUUCAGCUUUUAAUCUCUAUGGAUGAGACUUUCACCAAGUUUUAUCCACGGUGUCAUCAGCCCCUACAUGUUCUUUUGGGGAAGCCUGUGUAUCUGGAGUUGCGUCUGAAGUCUCGAAAACCUGCAGCGACUCUCAUAGUUCACUACUGUGUGGCCUAUCCACGCUCCGCUCAGAGCGCCCUGAUUCUGCUGUUUGAUGGAUGCCCCAAUCCUCUCGACUCUGGCAGCACCUCUAUCCUUUAUAUGAAACAUCUUCCUCAGAAUCAGCACCAGCGUCGCUUUGAGAUCAAAGCCUUUCAGUUCAUGGAUUUGUCCACCAGAAAGUACCUGAAUGAGGAGAUUUACUUCAUGUGCUCUACCGAAGUGUGCUUGCCCUCUGGGUCGCCUUGCACAGAGACCUGCUUCGAUGGAAAGUCUCCUUGAACAAGGCCCAGGUGAACCACCGGCAAUGGGAGUGUGAAUCCUCCUGUUGUUGUUGUCUGACUUUGAAUAAAAUGUAUUAUCUUUG
This is a messenger RNA of Sinocyclocheilus grahami, 1270 nucleotides long. Its product is annotated as zona pellucida sperm-binding protein 1-like. Gene Ontology annotation, cellular component: egg coat. The record is from RefSeq and is a predicted model, not a curated record. Gene Ontology annotation, molecular function: acrosin binding; structural constituent of egg coat. Lineage: Eukaryota; Metazoa; Chordata; Actinopteri; Cypriniformes; Cyprinidae. Gene Ontology annotation, biological process: binding of sperm to zona pellucida; prevention of polyspermy. The coding region runs from base 139 to 1185 and encodes 348 amino acids. The transcript is spliced from 9 exons.